CCUAGCAAGACCAACAGCACGCCAUUAUUCUAUCUACCAUGUGGAGUACCGGAUAAGCUGACACCGCACCAGCAAUGUCGAUUCAUGUCAUUGUACACCGACGUGUCAUCUAGCCAAAAGCCAAGCAUUAUGCCAUCGCAGCAAUAUUUUUUAUUUUUCAAGCUGACCCCCUGCUCCCUCAAAAAAAAAAAGUGACUCCUUGUAGCAGCGGUUGGCAGAUCCAUAGCAAUGAGCGUCAUGGUGAGCAAGUCCUCGCCGGUGGUCGUGUCCCCCGCCGAACCCCGGGCGCCUGCCGGCGACGUCCAGCUCUCCUCUUUCGACCAGCGCAUCCCCCCUUUCGCGGUCACAUUGCUCCUCAUGUUCGACCAUCCGAUCGACAAGCCCAUCGAGACCAUCAAGCGGGCGCUGUCGCGAGCGCUCGUCCACUACCGCCCUGUGUCCGGCCGCCUCGCCGGAGCCGAGCACCGCAUCGCGUGCACCGACGAGGGCGUGCCGUUCGUGGGGGCGUCCGCCAGCUGCGCCCUGGAUCUGGAAAAGGUCACCCCGGCGCUGCUCGCGGAUCUCGCCGUCGCCUACGCUGGUCCUUUCUGCCGGCGCGCCGACCCGCUGCUGCAGAUGCAGGUCACGGAGUUCUCCUGCGGCGGCUUCGUCGUCGGGGUCACGUGGAACCAUGUCCUGGCCGACGGCACCGGGAUGGGGCAGUUCCUUCAGGCCGUGGGCGAGCUCGCCCGCGGGAUGCCGCGGCCGUCCGUCGUCCCGGUCAGGUGGGCCGCCGCGGUCCGGGAUUUCCCCCCGCCCACAGCCACGGCGGAGAGGCGCUCCUUGAUGAAGCCUAAGGAGAAGGAGGGCCGGGGCGCCUUCCUCGACAUCACCGUCCCGUCGAGCCUCAUCGGCCGCGUCAAAGCCCAGUGCGCCUGCACGGUGUUCGAAGCCGUCGCGGCGGUGCUGUGGCGGUGCCGGACCCGCGCGGCCGUCGAGCAACCCGACGCCCCUACGCCGCUCGUCUUCCCCAACAACGUGCGCGAGCUCUUCGGCGCGCAGGACGGCUACUACGGCAACUGCACCAUCAUGAAGUCGGUACAAGCGACGCGCGCCCAGGUGGCCGACGGCGACAUCAGGGACGUGGUGCGGCUCAUCAGGCGCGGCAAGGAGACUCUGCUCGAGGCCGAGGGCAGCGGCGGCGCGGAGGCCGGGGGAGACUUGUACAACAGGCUGGCCGUGUCGAGCUGGCGGCGCAUCGGGUUGGACGCGGCCGACUUCGGCGGCGGGACGCCGGCGCGGGUGAUGUGGCACGAGGACCGGAUGGUGGUGCCGGAGUGCAUCGUGUGCCCGCCGUGGAAGGGCAAGGACGGGGUCAAUGUGCAGUCGCUCUGCGUCAGGCUGGAGCACGCCGCCGCCUUCCUGGCCGAGCUCGCCGCAAUAUGAUGUGAUGCCCUGCUCUUUUUUCACCCUUUAAGUUAUUUACUAGCACUUUCGACUCAGGGGAGAAAGCAGAUUUUCUAGCGUGCACGAGGGCAAUGGCAAUCGCAUGGCAUCACCGACCACGGUUGCCUCCGAGGAAUGGCUCUCGUACGCAAUAUUUGAUCAGUAGUAUUCAGGUUUCACGUUUCAGAGACUAUGCAUGCUUCUUCUCCCUCGUUCAGGUGUGCAAGACUUGACGAAACUAAGAAACUUGGGUCGCGAUUUUAACAAUUCAAUGUAGCAUAUGUUGAGGAA
Molecule: messenger RNA, 1716 nt
Organism: Aegilops tauschii subsp. strangulata
Lineage: Eukaryota; Viridiplantae; Streptophyta; Magnoliopsida; Poales; Poaceae
Product: acyl transferase 15
Source: RefSeq, a predicted model, not a curated record